AUGGAUCAAGAUUCCCCUGCUAAGCCCAGAGAACAAAAGGUCUCCAGUCAAAGAACAAGGUGGAAAAUACUCCUGCUCAUACUCUGUCUGCUCCACGGUUCAUCCAUGACCCCUCCACACAGACAACCCCAUUCUGGAGAGCUGCAGGCUGGCUCUCCCCCUUCCAGGACCCCUCUCUGCACUAUGGAAGCACACAGGGCUUCAACACCCCCUUGCUGCUGGAAAAACUCCCUUACAGGUGCAAACGCACUCAGAGGCCCAAGGCUGGUAUCCGGGGAGCCUGGAGGAGCUGUCACCAUCCGUUGUCAUUAUGCCCCCUCCUCGGUCAACAGGCAUCAAAGAAAAUACUGGUGCCGCCUGGCGCCUCCAUUGUGGACCUGCUACACCAUCGUGUCCACCAACCACUACACCCACCGUGACUACAGGGGGCGUGUGGCUCUCACUGACUUUCCACAGAGUGCUCUCUUCAUGGUGAAGCUGUUCCGACUGUCCCCGAAUGACACGGGACUUUACUGCUGUGGUAUCGGGGACCGAAAUGACAAGCUAUUCUUCAGGAUGAAUCUGAUUGUGUCUCCAGGUCUUCCCAACACCACCUAUGCAGCAGCAGUUCCAGCUUCUGGUGAGCUCAUCACAGCAUCUUCUGGGAUAGGAUCCACAGCAGCCAACAGAAGCACCCCAGGAGUCACUCAGAGUCUAGAAGGCCAAGGAUCAGCAUGGGACAGAACAGCUCCAACUACAAGAAUAAGCAAAACUACAGUUCCAGCCAAUGGAAGAUCAACCCUAAGAAUAAUAGCCAGGACAACAGCUCCAGGGAAAAGCACCAGAGAGGAGGGCUAUAUCAAGACAACAGUCCCUACUCCAGAGAGCCCAGCUUCAAAAUCAAGAAGCAUGUUCAGUACAACACAGGGUGCUUGGGUAUUGGGUGCUCAAAACUCAGUAACAUCCAGUGCCAGCACCAGCGAGGGUGGGAGGACAGGUACAGUUCCAGAGGCUGAAGAACCACAAUGGGAAACAGAGGUCAGCACAUCUCCAGGAGCACCAGAAAAGACCACAGGAACCACCCAGCCAUCAGUCCUGAUCUCAGAGCCUGUGACUUGGGAAACUCUCCAAGAAGCAACAGAUGAUUCUAAGCAACAAUUGUUGUACUCCUCAGAAGAGCCAUCUUCAGAUCCAGGUGCAUGGACGUUGAAUGCUACACGCAUGCAAGUGGCAUCUGGAAGCAUUGGUAGGACCCUAGAAAACACUGGUGGAGAAAGUAGCCCCCCAACACCAAGCCAACUUUCAUCCUGGGGCCCAAUGUGGACCCCUGGCAAGAGAUCAUCAAUGAAGAGUGUUUUUACAGAAGGAGAAAGCAACACUUGGAUCCUGACUCCAGUCUCCAGUGUGCUGGCACUGGUUCUGCUUGCGGCUCUGGUCCUCUUGAAAAGGAGACCCUGGAGGACCUCUCAGAAGACAGAAAGGUCACCAAGGAUCACUCUGAGUCAGAUGACACAUUUCCUACCAGACAAGCUCUCCGAUGUGGGAAAGAGCUUGCAGCAAGGUGACCCUCCUUCUGCCCAAGCCAGCCUGACUGUCCUAAAGAAGGACUCAGGACCCUGA
Microtus ochrogaster (prairie vole) is the source of this 1599-nucleotide messenger RNA. It is a transcript of the gene Fcamr, whose product is annotated as Fc alpha and mu receptor. Gene Ontology annotation, cellular component: plasma membrane. The record is from RefSeq and is a predicted model, not a curated record. Gene Ontology annotation, molecular function: transmembrane signaling receptor activity. NCBI's taxonomy places the organism in Eukaryota, Metazoa, Chordata, Mammalia, Rodentia, Cricetidae.